Molecule: messenger RNA, 2826 nt
Organism: Cryptotermes secundus
Lineage: Eukaryota; Metazoa; Arthropoda; Insecta; Blattodea; Kalotermitidae
Gene: Fen1
Product: flap endonuclease 1
Exons: 8
Coding region: 86-1228 (380 amino acids)
Cellular component (GO): nucleus
Molecular function (GO): 5'-3' exonuclease activity; manganese ion binding; magnesium ion binding
Source: RefSeq, a predicted model, not a curated record
CACGCGGGAAAGGGUCGAACCGUAAAGUUUGUAAUGCCUGUAUUAGUAAAUAAAGUUUGUGUAGGAAGUUAAAUAAGUAAUAACAAUGGGUAUUUUAGGACUGUCUAAGCUCAUAGCAGAUAUUGCACCGAUGGCAGUGAAGGAGAGUGAGAUUAAGCACUAUUUCGGCCGAAAAGUAGCAAUAGACGCAUCAAUGAGUUUAUAUCAAUUCCUAAUUGCUGUAAGAAAUGAAGGGGCUCAGCUGACGUCUGUGGAUGGAGAAACUACGAGCCAUUUGAUGGGCACAUUUUAUCGCACCAUACGUCUGGUGGAGAAUGGUAUUAAGCCUGUAUAUGUGUUUGAUGGCAAACCACCAGAAAUGAAGUCUGGAGAACUUUCCAAAAGAGCAGAAAGACGAGAAGAAGCACAGAAAUCCCUAGAGAAGGCAGAAGAAGCAGGCGAUGCAGAACAGGUUGAUAAAUUCAGUCGCCGUUUGGUUAAAGUGACAAAACACCAUGCAGAUGAAUGUAAACAGUUGCUUUCUCUGAUGGGAAUUCCUUACAUCGAGGCACCAUGUGAAGCAGAAGCACAAUGUGCUGCUAUGGUGAAGGCAGGCAAGGUGUAUGCUACAGCAACAGAAGAUAUGGAUGCUCUCACAUUUGGCUCAAGUGUUUUGUUGCGUCACAUGACAUUUAGUGAAGCACGCAAGAUGCCUAUACAGGAGUUCCAUUUAAGUAAAGUACUAGAAGAACUAGAGUUAUCUCACAAUGAGUUCAUUGACCUAUGCAUUUUGUUGGGUUGUGACUACUGUGACAGCAUUAAAGGUAUUGGGCCUAAGAGAGCUAUAGAUCUGAUUAAACAGCAUCGAAAUUUGGAAACCGUUCUCAAGAAUGUAGAUAGAAAGAAAUAUUCUGUUGCUGAAGACUGGAUGUACAAAGAGGCUCGACAACUGUUCCUGGAACCAGAAGUAACAGAUCCAGAAAAAAUUGAGUUGAAGUGGUUAGAGCCGGAUGAGGAGGGCCUUGUUAAAUAUUUAUGUGGAGAUAAAGCUUUCAAUGAAGACAGAGUCAGAAAUGGAGCAAAAAAAUUGACCAAAGCUCGAACUGGAACAACCCAAGGACGACUUGAUUCUUUCUUUAAAGUUCUUCCCAACACCAAUAACACAGCUAAUAAACGUAAGGCAGAGGAAAAGACUGGAGCGAAGAAGAAAGCAAAAGUUGGGGGAGGAAAGUUUCGAAAACCAAAAUGAGUCGACAUUCUUACAAAUCUUACACAUAUGCCUACAUGUAACAUGUCCUGCAUAGUUUCACUUCAUCCUGUCAGACCAUCAUUUAAAUUAAUGUGUGUCAGAUACAGCAUCACCAAGCAGAUAUUGUAUGGGAUCUGCAAUUUAGCAACACUUACGGAAUUGUUGUAUUGUAGUUAUGUACUCACUUGCUGUAUAUUUGAAAGAAUGGUACUACACAGCAGAAUAAUAAAGCUUUGUCUGAAAUGUGAAUAACCAUUUAUAUUAAUUGGAAAUAUAGCAAAAGUCUAUUAUAACAAGCGUUCAUAAUAUAAAGAAAAGUUCUUGUUGUGAGUACUCAUUACUGCAGAAUCCCAACUUAGAUUUCUUGAUCAAAGAUUUUACUGGAUGUAGCAUGCAUUUUUUGUUACUACAGGGAAAGGCAAAUGUAUAUUUUUUACCUGCAUUUAGUGAACUUAAAUCCAGUCCCUGCAUGGAAUCUCUACCUCAAUUUAAUAUUGUUAUAUACUAGGGACAUAUCUCAAAUUUUUGAGACUGAAUCAAGGGAAAAUAGUUCUUGAAUUCAAUUCAAAUGUUGAUUUUUAUUCUCAAAUAUUGAGAAUUUUCUAUUAACUGCUUUUGCUUUGCAUGUUAGGAUCAAGUCAAAAGGGGCUGGUAUAUUUUGCCUGACUGUCUAAAAAUGCUUCAGAGGAACAUGUUUUCUUUAUAGCGAAGGUCUUCACUUUGUAAGAACUUAAACCAUCACACUUUGUUGCAAUGUUGAUGAAAUGCUGGUGCAUUUUUAUGUGCCAUCCACUUACACCAUUGAUGGUGGAGGUGCAAAAUCCACUGUGAUGAAAACUUGAGGCAGUAAAAAGGUGCUUGUGACUGUAAUAUUGACAGAAUUGGCACUCAGCAUAAAACUGCUAUGUGUGAUACUGAAGUGAAAAGCCACUUAUGAAGCUACUAAUAAUAUGUAUUCUAUAAUACAUAUGGUUACUAAGAACCACAAUGGAACUGCAGAGCUCCACUUUAUCAACACUUAAAAUACAAGAUAAUAUACCAUAAUCAGUGGAAUUACACCAACUGCAGCCCAUGUCAGUGAGUUAUAACAUGUAUUAGUUUUAACUUUUUAUAAGGAAUUUAUGACCCAUAUUUUAAUCCUUUAUUUUUAUAUAUAUGACUUGUAAUGUUUACUUUAAUAUGAUAUGUCCCUUGAAGAUGGUCUUGGUAUGAGUGUUGGGGUUUUAACAAUAUGUACUCAGCAUAGCAAAAUAGAUAAUGGUAAUUUACACCCCAUUUUAAUAAAGAUAGUAUAUCAGAACAAAUUAACACUGUAAAACUGGAGGGAUGACUUGUAAAUACAUUUUAUAGUAAAUAAGCUUAUUAGGGAUCAUUUGAAAUGGCUCUUGGCAGGGGACCAUGUUCUGAAACCACUGGCACAAUAAAGAGGCCUAAUGUAUAACUUUUGUGCCAGUAACGCAAAACCUUAGUGAUUUUCUUUACAGAAGUGAUAAUCAAGGAUUUAGAAAAUGUUAUCUGAUGAAACAGAUGGAAGACAGGCUGAGGAGAAAGUUGGGAAUAUUGACAGCGAACAUGAAGUGCACACAGGGAUUGUGAGA